This is a messenger RNA of Mesoplodon densirostris (Blainville's beaked whale), 3530 nucleotides long. It is a transcript of the gene SEMA4D, whose product is annotated as semaphorin 4D. Bases 385 to 2973 code for a protein of 862 amino acids. Gene Ontology annotation, biological process: negative regulation of axon extension involved in axon guidance; positive regulation of cell migration; semaphorin-plexin signaling pathway. The record is from RefSeq and is a predicted model, not a curated record. The transcript is spliced from 16 exons. NCBI's taxonomy places the organism in Eukaryota, Metazoa, Chordata, Mammalia, Artiodactyla, Ziphiidae. Gene Ontology annotation, molecular function: chemorepellent activity; semaphorin receptor binding.
CCGCCGCCGCCGCCGCCGCCAUUCCUACGCCCGCGCUCUCUGGGCCGGGCACCGCUGUUUCGCGCGGCCAGGACGCACCGCGCCAGAGCCAAGAUUUCUGAAGACUCCUUCCUAGAAACAAUUGGGAAGUUUCAAGAGGCACGAGAUACAGGAUUUCUUCAGAGGGCCGCACGCUGUUUAAGAACCAGGUGGCCUUUGACAUUUGCAGUGGUGAGGGCGGCUCGACCUCACCCAGAGUGCUGAGAAAUGCGGGGCCUCUGGGCUCGCGCCGCCUGCCAGCUCCAGGCUGCCCUGCUGCUCUGAGUGGCGACCACCCUGACACCCACCGUGGGCUCGCACGCCCGCGGGCAUUUGCUGCCGAAGUCCCCACUGCGGCCCCAGCCGAUGAGGAUGUGCGCCCCCGUCGGGGGGCUGCUCACCGCCCUCGCCGUGGUGUUUGGGACAGCGGUGGCGUUUGCACCCAUACCUAGGAUCACCUGGGAGCACAGAGAGGUGCAGCUGGUGCAGUUUCACGAGCCGGGCAUCUUCAACUACUCGGCCUUGCUGCUGAGUGAGGACCAGGACACCUUGUACGUGGGCGCCCGGGAAGCCGUGUUUGCCUUGGACGCACACAAUAUCUCCAAGAAGCAGCAUGAGGCAUAUUGGAAGGUCUCGGAAGAUAAAAAAGCAAAAUGUGCGGAAAAGGGGAAAUCAAAACAGACAGAAUGCCUUAACUACGUCCGCGUGCUGCAGCCCCUCAGCGCCAGCGCCCUUUACGUGUGCGGGACCAACGCGUUCCAGCCAGCCUGUGACCACCUGAACUUAACAUCCUUUAAAUUUCUGGGCAAAAAUGAAGACGGCAAAGGAAGGUGUCCCUUCGACCCAGCACAAAGCUACACGUCCGUCAUGGUUGAUGGAGAGCUUUAUUCUGGGACGUCAUAUAACUUCUUGGGAAGCGAACCCAUCAUCUCCCGAAAUUCUUCCCACAGUCCUCUGAGAACGGAGUAUGCGAUUCCUUGGCUUAACGAGCCCAGCUUCGUGUUUGCUGACGUGAUAGAGAGCCCGGAGGGCGGGGACGACGGGGACGACAAGGUCUACUUCUUCUUCACGGAGGUGUCUGUGGAGUACGAGUUCGUCUUCAAGCUGAUGAUCCCAAGGGUAGCGAGGGUCUGCAAGGGGGACCAGGGCGGCCUGAGGACCUUACAGAAGAAGUGGACCUCCUUCCUGAAGGCCAGGCUGAUCUGCUCCCGGCCGGACAGCAACCUCGUCUUCAACGUGCUGCGAGACGUCUUUGUCCUCAGGUCUCCCGGCCUGAAGGAGCCCAUGUUCUAUGGGGUCUUCACCCCACAGCUGAACAAUGUGGGGCUGUCGGCCGUGUGCGCCUACAACCUGUCCACAGCCGAGGCGGUCUUCUCCCGUGGGAAGUACAUGCAGAGCGCCACGGUGGAGCAGUCGCACACCAAGUGGGUGCGCUACAACGGGGCCGUGCCCACCCCGCGGCCCGGGGCGUGCAUCAACCGGGAGGCGCGUGCGGCCAACUUCUCCAGCUCCCUCAACCUCCCAGACAAGACUCUGCAGUUUGUCAAAGACCACCCUCUGAUGGAUGACUCCGUGACCCCGAUAGACAACAGGCCCCGGCUGAUCAAGAGUGACGUGAACUACACGCAGAUCGUGGUGGACAGGACCCGGGCCCUGGACGGGACGGUCCAUGAUGUCAUGUUCGUCACCACAGACCGGGGCGCCCUGCACAAAGCCAUCAGCCUUGAGAACAACAUCCACAUCAUCGAGGAGACACAGCUCUUCCAGGACUUCGAGCCUGUCCAGACCCUGCUGCUGUCCUCCAAGAAGGGCAGGAGGUUUGUCUAUGCCGGUUCCAACUCGGGCGUGGUGCAGGCCCCCGUGGCCUUCUGCGGAAAACACGGCACCUGCGAGGACUGCGUGCUGGCCCGGGAUCCCUACUGCGCCUGGAGCCCCGCCACGGUCGCCUGCAUCGCCCUGCACCAGACCGACGGCCCCAGCAGGGGGUUGAUUCAGGAAAUGAGCGGGGAUGCGUCCGCCUGCCCCGAUAAAAUUAAAGAAAGUUACCUGCAGCAUUUUUUCAAGCAUGGUGGCACAGCAGAACUCAAAUGCUCCCAAAAGUCCAACCUGGCCCGGGUGGUGUGGAAGUUCCAGAAUGGCGUGCUCAAGGCCGAAAGCCCCAAGUACAGCCUGGUGGGCAGGAAGAACUUGCUCAUCUUCAACCUGUCGGAAGGAGACAGUGGGGUGUACCAGUGCCUGUCUGAGGAGAGGGUCAAGAACAAGACAGUGCUGCAGGUGGUGGCCAAGCACGUUCUGCAGGUCAAGGUGGUCCCUCGAACUCCAGUGGCCUCCACCUCGCCGGUCACACGGACAGAAGGGAGUAGGAUCACCUCCAAAGCAUCAGCGGGGCCCACCCAAGGCUCCUUUGCCCAGACCCCAGCCGUGCAGGUCACCACUCCCAGUGCUAUCGCCCUGCCCUCCAGCCCCGAGGGGCCCACCAGCAUGUCCUGUGAACCAAAGAUUGUCAUCGACACGGUCCCCCAGGUCCACUCGGAGAAGACAAUGUAUCUCAAGACCAGUGACAACCGCCUCCUCAUGUUUCUCUUCCUCUUCUUCUUUGUCCUCUUCCUCUGCCUUUUCACCUACAACUGCUAUAAGGGCUACCUGCCCGGACAGUGUCUGAAGUUCCGCUCGGCCAUGCUCCUCGGGAAGAAGCAGCCCACGUCGGACUUCUCGGAUUGCGAACAGAGCGUGAAGGAGACGCUGGUGGAGCAGGGCAGCUUCUCCCAGCAGAACGGGGGGCAGCCCAAGCCGGCCCUGGACACCGGCUAUGAGACAGAACAGGACACCAUGGCCAGCAGGCUGCCCACUGACCGGGAGGACUCGCAGAAGAUCGACGAGCUCCCGGUCAGGGACCGGCCAUUCGACGUCAAGUGCGAGCUGAAGUUCGCCGACUCGGACGCAGACGGGGACUGAGGCGCCCGCUGCUCCCCGGGAGGUCUUCGUGUUGCCAGUUCAGUCCCCCGUCCAGUGCUGCGUAGGUAGCCGUGGUCAGCGAACCUCAGUCUUCUGUGUCUUUUCUCUUGGGUCGCGCUUGUGACUUGGUUUCUCUUUGUCCUUUCGGAAAACGGCGAGCAUCGCGGCCGGCCUGCUGGUCGGUGGGGCCCUUGGAGUCAUGCCUGCAGGCUCGCCCGAGGCCGCUCUGGCGGGAAGACGGCCGGGCCGCCACCGGCCAAGGAAGAGUUGGGCCGUGAGCGUCCCCUCCUUGUAGCAGCCACUGAAAGAGAAUUGAAUUCCAGAUUGGAAAUGACGUUUUAGUUUAUCAGAUUGGUAACUUAUUGCUUGUUGUCCAGGUUGGCACGAACCUUUUCUUCCACAGAAUUACUUUUUAGGAUUUUUGCUUUAAUUAUGUUGGCGUGUUGGGUCGUUCAUUUUUUAAAUUACUAAAGCAGAUGUUUUAAUAUUUGGAAGAUGUACAUCUUCUGGAUUUUGUUGUAUAUUAGGGUAAAGGUAUGGCUUAUGUUGCUUAAGAU